Messenger RNA from Dovyalis caffra, 342 nucleotides. The record is from the annotation of a GenBank genome assembly. Lineage: Eukaryota; Viridiplantae; Streptophyta; Magnoliopsida; Malpighiales; Salicaceae.
AUGGCCGUUGAAGGGUCCCAGGCCCACUCAACUAUUUUUAGCCUCCUUUUUAACCCUUUGAGUUUUGACACUGAAGAGAUUGCAUGGUGGAGUUGUGCAUACGGUGGUCAUCCGUAUUUAUCGUUUAUUCUGGCGAUCCAUCAAUUAUACCUCACUUUAAUACACCCAAAAGAGAUGGCCCGUGAGAGUGACAAAAAUGUCAAAAUACUUACUGACAGACAAAUACGAAACCCUCUUGUCUGUACAACAGCGUGUGCAUCUAUGGUAUGUCAACUGAAAUCAUUCACGGUGAUGAUGGAUGAAGCCCACAAGUCUCCAUUUCUCUCUCAGCUGAAUGCUUGA